This is a messenger RNA of Cooperia oncophora, 417 nucleotides long. NCBI's taxonomy places the organism in Eukaryota, Metazoa, Nematoda, Chromadorea, Rhabditida, Trichostrongylidae. The record is from the annotation of a GenBank genome assembly.
AUGAAAUUUAUUCAUGCGCAGAUUGGAAUUAUCAUCGGUAGUGGAACAAACGCUUGCUACAUGGAGCAAAUCGAUCGAAUUCCGAAGCUCAAAGACAAACUGGCGGACGAUGGAUUGCCUGAUGAAAUAGUUAUGAAUACGGAGUGGGGGGCGUUCGGAGAUGACGGUUCCUUAAAAUUCAUACACACGAAAUUCGAUCGAGAAGUGGAUAGAAACAGUAUAAAUCCAGGAAAACAGAUUUUUGAAAAAAUGAUAUCUGGACUCUAUCUUGGCGAGCUGGUUCGUACGGUUUUGAAGGAACUAGCGCAACAAGGACUGCUGCUGGGCGGUCAAACGGAAGCACUGUCCAAGAAAGACCAGUUCACUACAAAAUUUAUAUCAGACAUCGAAAGGUACGUUCACGAGGCCUUUUACUGA